Messenger RNA from Cryptomeria japonica (Japanese cedar), 432 nucleotides. RefSeq names its product secreted RxLR effector protein 78-like. The transcript has a single exon. The record is from RefSeq and is a predicted model, not a curated record. The coding region runs from base 1 to 432 and encodes 143 amino acids. NCBI's taxonomy places the organism in Eukaryota, Viridiplantae, Streptophyta, Pinopsida, Cupressales, Cupressaceae.
AUGCAUUGGGUUAAAGAUGAUAAACAGAAUGUUGUAAUGGUUCUUUUGGAAUUUGAGAAAGCAUAUGAUAGAACUGAGUGGCCUUUCGUUAGAGGAAUGUUGCAAGCUUUUGGUUUUCCUUCCUACUUUUGUAGAUGGAUAGAUAUUCUUUUUAAGGACUCCUCCACGGUUGUUGAGGUUAAUGGUGAACUUUCUGAACCUAUCCCUCUAAGGAGGUCUAUCAAGCAAGGGUGCCCCAUUGCUCCAACCUUGUUUGUCAUUGUCGUUGAUGCUCUUUAUUACAUUAUGAGGGCUCCUAAACUUGGUCCCUCUAUUAUAGGUCUUACUCUUCCUAAUACAGAUGAUCUGAUCAAUGACCAAUUUGCUGAUGAUUUUGCUUUAUUUUUGGCCUUGAAUGAGGAAAAUUUUGAUAAUUCUAUGGAUAGAUUAUAG